This is a messenger RNA of Conger conger (European conger), 1864 nucleotides long. RefSeq names its product dehydrogenase/reductase 11a (gene dhrs11a). The transcript is spliced from 7 exons. The record is from RefSeq and is a predicted model, not a curated record. Lineage: Eukaryota; Metazoa; Chordata; Actinopteri; Anguilliformes; Congridae. The coding region runs from base 146 to 913 and encodes 255 amino acids.
AGCAGGAUUGGGGAGGGCUGGACAGUACUAGUGCCCGCCCUAUUGCACGAGUGAUUGGUUUUUAUUUUUAUCAUAGAGAUAGAGAUCCGCGAAAUUCUCUUCAUUCGACGGUUUCUUUAAGUUAAUUUUGUUGUAUUCUGUAGAAAUGGAGCGCUGGAAAGGUAGAGUAGCUCUCGUGACUGGAGCCUCGGUGGGGAUUGGAGCCGCUGUAGCACGGGCUCUUGUCCAACACGGCAUGAAGGUGGUCGGCUGUGCCAGGAAUGUUGACAAAAUAGAGAAGCUUGCGGCCGAAUGCCAGAGUGCUGGAUACAGCGGCACCCUGAUCCCGUACAAGUGCGACCUGUCCAACGAGGAGGAGAUCCUCUCCAUGUUCUCGGCCAUCAGGACGCUGCACCAGGGCGUGGACGUGUGCAUCAACAACGCCGGCCUGGCCCACGCCGAGUCCCUGCUGGCCGGCCGGACAGACGGCUGGAGGAACAUGAUUGAAGUGAAUGUCCUGGCGUUGUCUAUCUGUACGCGCGAGGCCUACCAGUCGAUGAAGGAGCGGCAUGUAGACGACGGACAUAUUAUCAACAUAAACAGCAUGGGUGGACACAGGGUGGUGCCCAGCGCUGACGAGCACUUCUACUGUGCCACCAAAUACGCCGUGACCGCAUUGACCGAGGGACUUCGGCACGAGCUGCGGGAAGCCAAGAGCCACAUACGCGCUACGAGUAUAUCCCCAGGAAUAGUGGAAACUGAGUUUGCAUUCCGGCAUCAUAACAGUGACCCAGAGAAGGCAGCUGCUACGUAUGAGAGUAUAAAGUGUUUGAAAGCAGAAGACAUAGCCAGUGCUGUCACGUAUGUCCUUAGUGCCCCUCCACAUGUUCAGAUUGGAGACGUGCAGAUGAGGCCAGUAGAGCAGGUGUCAUAGCAACCGAGCAGGAAGCAGCUGGUGCCGCAGAUAGAGCCAGCAGCCUUGGUGACUCCCUAGCGACCUCUGCUGGGCAAAACUAGUUUUAACCUGGAUCAGAAGGAUCAGAUUUGGAGUUUGGGUGGUACAAAAAAGCCUCAUUCAGCACAGUUGGGAGUCUGUGGUUGGUCUCUUGUAUGACGUUGGGGUCACUUAUUUGAACUACAGAGUAAUUUGGAGUGCUGCAGGAAUAGAUCAUGACAGAUUAUUGGUGGGCUUCUUUUUUUUUUUUUUUCUUAAGCCUUUCUUUAAAAAGUUAAAUAAAUGCCUGCGUAAGGAGUACGAAACUGGUGUGCAGCACUCCUGAGCUAUGCGGUCACAUGCACACCCAUUAUUACAGUGGGAAAGUUUGCCAUCGGUUGCACAUAUAUUUUGUUCUUUUUUGUUUCGCUUGUUUUCUUGUCGUAUUACAUACAUGUUUAAAAAUAUAAAUAAAAGUAAACAUUGCUGUUAAUGAUUACUAUUAUUUUAUUAUUUUUUAUAAAUAUAUUAGCUCUUUAUAUUUAGAUCUUUGAUUGUAGUUUGAUGUGGUUUUAUACCAUAACCAUAGGGAAAGGAUCCAUUUUCAUUCCAAAGUCUGUUUUUGUGCAGGGCGUUCAAUUAGUCUUUCAUGACCAUGCACUGGUCUCACACAUCCCAUGGAAUUCCUCUGUCAGUCUGUUAGCCAUGGUUUAGGCGAAGGUUUGAGAGCAUUUCUGAACUCCCUUUGCCUUCUUAUGGUCCACGCCCCCCUCCACUCCAUACCAACCAUAUAACAGAAAUCAGUUUGCACUUUGGAACCUGCUGAAAAACCACUAAUGUCUUUAGACAAUGUUUCUAACUGAGAAGUGGGCACGUGUAUAAUUAAAAGUACUACUCAUGAGUGUGUACUGUAAUCAUAGGUAUUCUCAAUAAAAGUACAUUUUAUUGCUG